AGUGCACGUGAUGGCAGUGACGACCAAUCAGAGCGCGGGGCCUGGCGGCGCCGCGGAGCCAGGACGGACCGAGCCGGGGAACCGGGACCGACAGGAACAGGGACCGAGCCGGAAAAACGGGGACCCAGCUGGGAGAACCGGGACCCAGCCGGGGGAACUGCGACCGACAGGAAAAGGGACCAAACCGGGGUAACCGGGACCGAGCCGGGAGAACCGGGACCGAGCCGGGGGAACCAGGACCGACAGGAACAGGGACCAAGCCGGGGGAACCGGGACCGAGCCGGGGAACCGGGUCCGAGCCGGGGGAAUUGGGACCGGUACCGGGACACGGACAGACCAUCGCUGCCGGCAUCGGGAUCCACCGAUACAGGGACAGCGACCAACUGCCCCCAUCUGCACCGGGACCGACUGGGACAGACCGGGACCAACCGUUCCCAUCGGGAUCGAUCGGCACCGGAACCGGGGCGGCAUCGAUCCGGUCAGAAACAGCGACCGCCCGCUCUCACCGGGGUGUAGCGGCCACCGGGACCGGCCGUGUCUGGCCCCGCCCCUUUAACCGUGGCCCCGCCCUCGCCAUGUCCCACGCGGUGCUGCUGCUGCGACGGCUCCGGGAGCGGCACCGGCACCGGGCACAGAAGCGAGACAGCGACGAGGAACAGGACUGGGAGCGGGAGCAGGACUGUGAGAGGGACCGGGAGCAGCACCGGGACCGGGAUGAACUCCAUGAACGGGACCGGGAUGAACCCCACGAACGGGCCCGCGAUCAGUGCCGCGCUCAUGACCGGCACCCCACACCCCCCCCGCCAUCCCGGAUCUCCCUCCCCGCUCCCCUAUCCCCGGUCCCCCGCCGCGGCCGCCGCCGCCGCCGCCCGUACCCGGCACAGCGCAUUUACCGGGUGCGCUGCUCCUUCCUGGAGCUGAGCGACGAGCAGGCGCUGCGGCGCUGCCGCCUGGACCGGGCGGCCAUCGCGGCGCUGUGCCGGGAGCUCGGUGCGGACCUGCAGAGCCUCACGGGCCGCAGCCACGCUCUGCCCGUGGCCGUCAAGGUCACCUCGGCCUUGGCCUUCCUGGCCUCGGGCUCCUUCCAGACGGCGUCGCGCCUCAGCACCGGCAUCAGUCAGUCGGCCAUGUCCAACUGCCUGGCGCAGUUCCUGGCGGCCUUGCAGCGGCGGGCGGCCCGGUACAUCGCCUUCCCGCCGCCGCCCGAGCCCCCCGGGGACCCCCCGGCGCUGCCCGGGGUGUUGGGCCUGGUGGGCGCCAUGCACGUGGCGCUGAGGGCUCCGGCCGACAACGAGCCCUUGUUCCGCAACGCCGCCAACUUCCACUCCAUCAACAUGCAGGUGGUGUGCGACCGCCGCGGGCACAUCACCAACGUGGUGGCCAAGUUCCCCGGGUCGUGUGCCAACGCCACCGUGCUGGAGAACUCGGCCCUGGCGCGGCUGAUGGAGGGGAGCAGGCCCGAGGGGGUCUGGCUGCUGGGUGACGGCUCGUACCCGCUGAAGCCGUGGCUGCUGACGCCCAUCGCGGGCCCGCGGGGCGCGGCCGAGCUGCGCUACAACGCGCUGCACUCGCGCACGCUGGCCCCGCUGCGCCGCACGCUGGGGCUGCUGCGCCGCCGCUUCCGCUGCCUGGCGGGCGGGGGGCUCCAGUACAGCCCCCCCAAGGUCUGCCAGAUCUUCCUGGCCUGCUGCAUCCUGCACAACAUCGCCCUGCGACGCCGCGUCCCCCUGGAGCCCCCCGAGGGGCUCCCGCCCGCCCCCGGGCACCCCGAGCCCCCCCCGCAGCCGCCGCCGCCCCCCGGGCCGGGGGCUCGAGAGGGGCGGGCGGUGAGGGCCAGGGUGGUGCAGCAGGGGGUCCUGAGCCCUGAUUUUGGGGGGCUCUGGGUCCUAGGGAGGGGCUGA
Messenger RNA from Serinus canaria (Common canary), 1901 nucleotides. Its product is annotated as putative nuclease HARBI1. Lineage: Eukaryota; Metazoa; Chordata; Aves; Passeriformes; Fringillidae. Bases 576 to 1901 code for a protein of 441 amino acids. The transcript has 3 exons. The record is from RefSeq and is a predicted model, not a curated record.